This is a messenger RNA of Ceutorhynchus assimilis (cabbage seed weevil), 3100 nucleotides long. NCBI's taxonomy places the organism in Eukaryota, Metazoa, Arthropoda, Insecta, Coleoptera, Curculionidae. The record is from the annotation of a GenBank genome assembly.
GUCGUCAACCCCUGCACAGCAUCUUAUCCUGGAAAUUUUGCCAGGAUUCCAUGCGAGUCGCGUGUCCACAGCCUUUUGGGGUGUUCUGGCCCAUAACAGAAUCGAAAAAAAUUCAAAAAAUCUGUUAUUUUUUGAAACAAUUUUUAUAUUUUGAUAUUGUUUUGUAAUUUUUACGGUACUUAUCGGACCAUCGUGUCCGAAAUAAUUAUGGGUUUCAUUCAGGAUUAUUGAAUAAGGUUUUUCAAACAUCAUGCCUGUUAUCGAUAAGGCUGUGUCUACUGAAGAUCUAUGUUCUAAAGAGGUUCCUCCUGCUUUGGGCGUCCUACGUCUGGAAGCUAUCCUCAAUACCCUAGUAGAAAACAAAGUCGAAUCGUUAAAACUCGAAAAUGGAAAGACUUCGAGCCUGCAUUCGAGUCCUAAAAGUUUUUUGCAAAAACUAAAAUGCCAACCAACUGUUGUAACUGUAGAAAACGAGAAAAAAACAGAUCCGAAAAGAAAAGUCCGUAAAGAUAAAAAUCACGGGCACAAAGUGGUGUUGGAGAGUAGGCAGUUCAAAAGACAAAUGUUACGUCAAGAAACUUCUUCACCAGAUAGUCAAAUUCUUCAAUGCCCAACUGGUCAUCAAUAUAGAAGUUCUUCUUGCAUAGAAACCACGUGUCCAUCUCAUGUUUGUUAUUGUAAUCAAGGACCUGUGUCGAUGCAGGCAACAGAUGAUUACAUUUCAAUAAAAAUGGACGGUUAUGGUGAUAUUGAAACUGACGCUAUUAUCGCACAAGAGGAAUUGAGAAGAGCAAGAAGAAAACGACGCAGAAGAAGAAAACGAAGGCUAAAGAAACGUUUGGCUCUAAAUCCUCACCUCGUAGAUACUCUAGUGCACGAAAGUGAAUUCAAAUCCCUCAACGACGACGAAUUACCUCCUAGAGCAAAAUGGACAAUCGUAGCUACUGCCUGCCUGUUGUUUUUCAUGUGCCUGUUGUUAGUCGGUAUUACCUUGAGGAUGGCUCCUAUUAUAGAUGAAAUCGUUCGAGAGGAAAAUGAGAAAAUGAUCAACUCAAUUUCCAACCCUGCAAAUUUGUCAUUGUCGUCCGUCCAUAAUAAUGCUGGUUCGACAGAUAAACUUUAUGUCCUAAACGGUGUAACGUAGAUGCCGCCAAAAAGAAAACAACAAAACUAUCUACUAUUUUAACUUCUAAAAAAAUAUUUUUACAAAAUAACGCAGGGUUUAUAAGACUACUUAAAAAUGAAUGUUAUAAAUUGUUAACGUUCCCAAGAAAAAGAAAACUCUAAAUGAUUGUUGAUGUUUCGGUAUUUGAGGAUUUCUUGGUAUACCACUAUAAUUCUGCUCUAAUUAUAUUGAUUCAGUUGGUAUUAUGUACUUAAAAUACCAAAAACAUAAACAUAAAACAAAACUACUUAACAAAAACAAAGAAAUAUAUUCCUGAAAAAUGUAUUGGGUCCUGGGUAAAACUUAUAUAAGUUUAUAAUCCAAACUUACGUAACAAGGUGAACAUUUUUAAUAAAAGUAAAGGCAAUAACGCACAAAAACAAACUAAUUACUAAUUGUAAUAAUAUCUAUAUAAAUGUACUUACGUGAUCAAAAAUUCGUUUUUUGGUCUAUAUGUAUAUUUCCCAAAAAUGUGUCUCAUGUUUAAAAAUCUCUACAAUUAUUCCUAGUAUCCUAGAUUAGACAAUCAACCUUCUAUGGAUUAAAAUGGAAAUUCUUGCUCAAAUAUCAGACUCAAUUUUAAGAUCUAGACAUAAAAAAAUUCGAUUUUGAUUUUCCAAUAAAUUUGCCCCAACGAAUUGAGUUUAGAAUAAUUUUUAUAAUGUUUAUAGAUGUAAAUACUCCUUCCAAAUAAAUGUCUAAUAUGAUAAUAAUCAAUAAAUGUGAUGUUGCUGUUUUGUUAAUUAGGAAAUUAAUAUCUUAUUUUUGGUUUAAUGAUAGGUUUAAUAGGUACCUACCUCUACUUAUUGCAGACAAUCACACAUUUUUUGAAUCAAAAUUUCACUAAUAUGUACGUGGGUACCUACCAAUUGUUUUCACUCAAUGUUAUUAAAUGUAUCCUCAAAGGAUUUGACUGGAUUUAUCCUAUUCAAUAUGAUAUAAGUAGAUUUGUGUAAGUGAUUAAAGUGUAAUCAGAUGUUGUAUGAUGAAUUGUAUAAAAUAUGGUGUUGUAAUAAAGAUGUUUAUUAUUAUUAAAACCAAGUUUUUGAUUUUCUUGAAAAAAAACUACAUAAAAACAAUUUCAUUACAUACAAACAAUAAAUAUAUUAAAUAACAUUUAGAAAUUGAAAUUUCUGUAAGUAUUUUUGUAGGACCAUCACUUGCAGUGCCGGAAGUCUAAUAACGUAAAUAGUCAGUACACAAAACUGAUAAAUGUAUAAUUCAUUAUCAACGAUAUUUUCGAACAAUACAUGGUAUUGAGGCUUAUGUAAAAAUUAGGCUAGAAAUAUUCACCUAAAUGGAUAAUAUAGAUUGGCCAAAUUUGACUUAAUUUUAUAAAAAAUAUGUAUUGAAAAUAUACAAUAAUGGGUUAUAUAAAAUCUACAUCAUUUAUGUGUGGCUUUAUUGUAAUAAUACAACAACAUCGUAGUUCGUAGAUGAAGUUCGAGACAAAAAUCAAAUAAUCAAUCCAUUAUAAUAUUGUACCUAAAAACACUAAUUAUAAUUAUGUAAACAAUUAUUUUCUAGAGCAUGAUAUACUUGGUAGGUAUCUUGAUUUAACUACGACAUCAAAAUUUUAUAAAAAUAAAUUAAUAUUAAGUAUUAAAUUUAUAAACAUAGAUAAUAAUUCUUCCGUGGUACUUAACAUUUCUGUCAAAUUAAUUAAAUUGACAUUUAUUUCUUUAAAAAGUAACCGAAAUUAUUUCCAAUUAAACUAAUUCCUGUUAUCACCGAGCAUUUAAUUCAUAUACCCAUCUUUGUUUUUGUUCAUCAUCAAAUGAUACUGAUUUAUUUUCAAGUCCUUUUUCCAUAGUUUUUGCAUUUCUAUUUAGUCACUGUCAUCGUCGUUAUGUCCUCUAUUCAGUGGUCGCCUGCUUUCUUCAUCUGAACCAUAAAUUACAUCUUCGUCUGAGUCAUUUAUCAUUGAAAAUGCUG